GGCGGUGCUUGCAGCUCAAGUGGGUGCCAAUCAAAACAUCAACUUCAAAUUGUAUCUGAAAGAUCAGCCUAGGACCUAAGGGCAGACACAUCAGUUGGAGCUCAAUUGUUGAUCAGAUCACAUCUAAGGGAUUUAGGAGCACAGAAGAGCCGAGAUUUGAGGAAAGACACCCCACUGAAUCCUUCCACACUCCUCCUCCAUCCCUAGGUUGCAAUAUAUCUCUGACAGAAAGAAAUCAGAACGAAAAAAGAAAAUUAUCGGCUCGAUUUUUAUUCUCUCGCCCUGCCUGACUCCAGUAAAGAGAGGGGAGGGGGGGGAGGAAAAAAGAGAGAGAUCCAGAGAAGCCCGGGUUUGCUCCGCUCCCCUCCCCGGCUGUUCAGGCUCCCUCCUCCCCUUCGCUUUUUUUUUUUUUUUUUUUGUAAUUCCUCCCCCUCCCUCCCCCCAUUUUUUUCCAUAUUUCUGCCGCUUCUGCCGCCGCCGCCAGUGCCGCUGCCGCUGUGCCCGCGCCCCGGAGAUGUCCUUCCCCCAGCUGGGCUACCCGCAGUACCUCAGCGCCAGCCAGGCGGUGUACGGGAGCGACCGGCCCGGGGUACUGGCCGCCGCCGCAGCAGCCGCCGCCGCCGCCGCAGCCGCCUCGGGCCGGCCCGCGGGCGCCGAUCUGGGCAGCGGCUCGGCCGCUGUCACAUCGGUGCUGGGUAUGUACGCCAGCCCCUACAGCGCCCCCAACUACAGCGCCUUCCUGCCCUACACCGCCGACCUCGGCCUCUUCUCCCAAAUGGGCUCCCAGUACGAGCUGAAAGAUAAUCCGGGUGUCCACCCUGCUACCUUUGCUGCUCACACUGCCCCCGGCUAUUAUCCCUAUGGACAGUUCCAGUACGGCGAUCCGGGGAGGCCCAAAAACGCCACCCGGGAAAGCACCAGCACCCUCAAGGCCUGGCUCAACGAGCACCGUAAGAACCCCUACCCCACCAAAGGCGAGAAGAUCAUGCUGGCCAUUAUCACGAAGAUGACCCUCACCCAGGUCUCCACCUGGUUCGCCAACGCCCGUCGGCGGCUCAAGAAGGAGAACAAGGUGACCUGGGGCUCGAGGAGUAAGGACCAAGAAGAUGCAAACCUCUUCGGGAGUGACAAUGAGGGGGACCCCGAGAAGAACGAAGAUGAUGAGGAAAUCGACCUGGAGAGCAUAGAUAUAGAUAAAAUCGACGAGAACGAUGGGGAGCAAAGCAACGAGGAAGAGGAGGAGAAGCCCGAUCUCCUGAGACAAAGCAGUGAAGAGGAGCACUUGGAAAAGGAGAAGGAUUUGGCACUGUCGGGGUCUGAAGGGCUGAAACCCAAAGACGCACUGGCCAUGGUGAAGGAGGCCUCUGACAACAGUACGCAAAUCAUCAGUCCCGGGGGACAGAACAACCUACAGAUGCCACCUCACAGCAAACCCAAGAUUUGGUCUUUGGCAGAGACAGCAACCAGUCCCGAUGGGGCCCUGAAAUCUUCUCCUCCACCACCACCUCCUCCACAGGUUAACCACACUUCUCCACAGAUCCAGCACCCCGCUUUUCUCCCCAGCCAUGGACUCUACACAUGUCAGAUUGGCAAAUUUCACAACUGGACAAAUGGGGCUUUCCUCACUCAGAGUUCCCUGCUCAAUGUGAGGUCCUUUUUGGGAGUAAAUCACCACCACACUGCUCAUCACAAUCACCACCUCCAGGCCCAGCAACAAUCUUCUGUUUUAACAGCAACCUUGGGAGCCCUAAGCAGUGAAAAACCUUCGGAGAGGACCAGUCCCAAACACAUAGAAAGAGAAAAUGUACCAAGAACUGAGUCCCCACCUCAGCCGCUAAAAUCGCCCUUCCAGCCUGUCCGUGACAACUCUUUGGCUCAGCAAGAGGGAACACCGAGAAUUUUAACAGCUCUCCCUUCAGCUUGAUUAAAUGGUUUGGUGAAAAAAAAUAUUACAGAGACUGGUAUUAAGGACAGUUAAAAAAAAAAGAAAGAAAGAAAAAAAAAAAGAAAUAAAAGAGGAAACGAUAUAAAGGACUCCCAUCAAUCUCUUUUUGCAAUAAGGUGGUGCAAAUCCAUAAAAGCGAUUACACAAAUCUGUAGAUGGAUCCCUUUCUUCAUUGUACCAUUCCAGAUCGUGUUAUUCUAACCAUUCUUGGAUUAUUUGUUUGGUAAAUGUUCCCAUGUGUUUGUGUUUUUUCUGUAUAUAGAGUGAUUUCAGAUUGUAAAUAACGCGUCAGCAAAACUUGUCUAAAUCAUAUAUUUUUGUCUAAUAAACUAAAUGAAAUUAUGA
Pezoporus occidentalis (night parrot) is the source of this 2290-nucleotide messenger RNA. It is a transcript of the gene IRX1, whose product is annotated as iroquois homeobox 1. Gene Ontology annotation, cellular component: nucleus. The record is from RefSeq and is a predicted model, not a curated record. The transcript is spliced from 4 exons. NCBI's taxonomy places the organism in Eukaryota, Metazoa, Chordata, Aves, Psittaciformes, Psittacidae. Gene Ontology annotation, molecular function: DNA-binding transcription factor activity, RNA polymerase II-specific; RNA polymerase II cis-regulatory region sequence-specific DNA binding. Gene Ontology annotation, biological process: regulation of transcription by RNA polymerase II; neuron differentiation; cell development. The coding region runs from base 515 to 1924 and encodes 469 amino acids.